Molecule: messenger RNA, 915 nt
Organism: Sphenostylis stenocarpa
Lineage: Eukaryota; Viridiplantae; Streptophyta; Magnoliopsida; Fabales; Fabaceae
Source: the annotation of a GenBank genome assembly
AUGAUUCUCAUCUUAGCUUACCAUCCAACUCUUGCUCUUUACUUCAACUUUAUUCCCUUCAAAAUUCUGCUAUGUCCGAGAAACAAGGUCUCAAGAUUAGAAUUAGCAUAUACUGCCAUGGUGAUGUCUGUGUUGUUGAGCUUCAUAUUCCCACCGCCACCUUCUCUGGUGGUUUCAGGGUUGACAGUGAUAAGCUUCCUGAUACUUGUGAGUUCUUUUGUGUCAGAAAUUAGAGGGAAGCAUUUGAACUAUUCAAAGUUUUGGAAUGCUAGUCCCUCUGCACAAAACCAGAUCAAGUUGCCAAGUAAAGCUGGCAUGCUUCUCUUGUACACUCCUGCUUUCCUUGCUGGCCUUGCAUCCUUCUGGAUCUUUCCUCCUCAAAGUUUGAGGUCCACCAUCCUUCAAUCUGCCGUUACUCUCCAUUACUUCAAGAGGGACUUCGAGGUUCUGUUUAUUCACAAAUAUAGUGGAGGCAUGACUCUUGAAUCUGCAAUCCCCAUAACUAUGAGUUAUUUCCUAUCAGCUGCAACAAUGACCUAUGCUCAACACCUAACAAAUGGCCAUCCAGACCCACCAAUCAACCUGUUGUAUCCUGGCAUUGUGAUUUUUGUGGUAGGCAUCAUUGGCAACCUCUACCACCACUACAUCCUAUCCAAUCUGAGGGGAAAGGGUGAAAAGGAGUACAAGAUUCCAAAGGGUGGCUUGUUUGGAUUUGUGAUCUGCCCCCACUACCUCUUUGAGAUCACUGUGUUUUAUGGACUCUCCUUCAUUUCUCAGACCCUAUAUGCAUUCUCUUUUGCUGUAGGCACUACUUUAUACUUGCUGGGUAGGAGUUACUCCACUAGGAAAUGGUAUGUUUCCAAGUUCGAAGAUUUUCCCAAGAAUGUUAAGGCUGUCAUCCCAUUUGUCUUCUGA